UUUCACACUACGUUCCAGCGCGUGUUCCCGUGCGUUUCAGGUCAACAGCGAGCGACUAUCGCUGAAAAAACAAUUUGAAAGCGAGUAAAAACAAAUUAAAAUCAAAUAAAACAAAUAAAUAGUAAAAAUCGAGUUAUGUGUGAAACUCUAAACUGAAAAAAAGUUUAUAGAUUAAAAUGUACGGUUGUCGAACCGUAUUCUUGGUGGUCUUCGUUUUGGGACCUGCGGCGUUCGGUUUUCGAUGUGACAGGACACCACCGGAUGUCACAAAACCCAAGAGCCCAUCCCACGGUGAAUAUUUGCUAGAAAUUAACGGAGAUCCAUCUAACUACGUCUCCGGGUACACAUACAAGGUUGUAUUGAAAGGGGCGACUUUUUCCCACGAUGAAAAGAGAUUCACCAACUUUGUGUUAGUUGUCGAACCCAGCGAUACCGAUGAUAAUUCGCAGCAUAAUACUUCAGUUGGGGUUUUGCAAAUUCAAGGGGAUGGACUUAUUAAGUAUAGUGAUAAAUGCCCGAAUGCUAUUGAGCAUAUUAAUUCGAUAGGGAAGACUCAAAUAACGGUGUUAUGGACCGCACCCACCAAUGGAACUGGGUGCAUAGCUAUAAGAGCAACUGUGGUUGAAUCCGUUGAUAGGUGGUACAGCGAUGAUGGUAAAUUAACAAAAAUUCUUUGUGCCGAAUCCCAGGAUAACGAAGAUUAUCAACCGCCGAUUCUCGAGGAAUGUUGUGCUUGCCACGAAGCUAAAUAUGAAGUCACUUUUGAGGGGUUAUGGUCGAGGAAUACGCAUCCUAAAGAUUUUCCUAAAUAUAAUUGGAUGACGAGGUUUAGUGACAUUAUAGGGGCAUCUCACACAGUUAAUUACACUUUUUGGUCUUAUGGUGGUUAUGCAAGCGGGGGUUUACAACAAUUAGCCGAAAAUGGAAACACGAGGGAACUGGAGCGAGAACUCAAAGAUAAGAGUGAGCACAUUAGGACCAUUAUUAAAGCAAGAGGAAUCAGUUACCCUAAUAUCACCGGGAAAACGUUUGCAGUUUUUCGCGUAGAUAAAAAACACCAUUUAAUGUCGUUGGUGUCGAUGAUUCAUCCCUCUCCUGAUUGGAUCGUGGGAGUAUCAAGUUUAGAGCUUUGCUUAAAAAAUUGUUCUUGGGUCGAAGGAAAAACCCUAAAUUUAUAUCCCUGGGAUGCAGGAACGGAUGAUGGCGAUACUUAUCUGUCUGAUAACAAACCAUCAAAUCCCCGCCAAAUAAUAAAAAGAAUCACAACAAACGAUAGCGCAUCUCCUUUCCACGACGAAAGUGGCUCAGAAAUGAAACCUUUGGCGCGAUUAAUUCUUUCACGGCAACGAUUAUACGAAAAAAAUUGCAACUCAGACGGUGUUGAUAGAUAUAUUGACCCCAUAAAACAAGAAGGAUAUUGCAACGUAACCGAAUGGUCAGAAUGGUCAAGUUGCUCCGCGAAAUGUGGCCGAGGAAUGCGCCACAAACAACGACGCUACAAAAAUCAAGACCCCGAUUAUGCAAGACAACAAAGUUAUUGCAAACAAACCUUAACCAAACGCUCCUCUUGCACCGCAAAAACCGAGAGGUGUUAUAACCCAGGAAACAUCGACGAAGACUGCCAAUUAUCAUCAUUCGGCCCAUGGUCAGGAUGCAGCGUCCCAUGCGGAAGAGGAACAAAAACAAGAAGUAGACAAUUUAAAUCAAAAAGUGCCGCAAAAUUCUGCCCAUUCAGAUUCUCUUCAGUUCCUAUUCUCCAAGAAAACGUCCCAUGCUUCGAAAGAGAUUGCGAAUCCCACGAGGAACAACCUCAAAUUCCCGAGGAGUGCGAAAAAUUAGAAUGGAGCGAAUGGACUCCGUGUUCGGCAACUUGCGGAAAAGGUGUUAAAAUGCGAAAAAAAUUGCCUUACGAAAAAAAUAUAACGUAUCAAAGAAAUAGGAGACAUUAUCAAGAUGAUUAUGAAAAUAACGACGAAGAUGAUCGAAAUGAUGGAUACGAACCUGGCGAAUGCGAUGAUAUUACUGAAACUGUCGAAUGUGAAAGCGAACAAGAGGCUGAAUGCGACGAAACCGUCACUGCAAACGCGUGUUCGCUCCCGAUGGUUCCCGGAUUGUGCAGAAGCUUCACAGAUAGGUGGUACUAUAAUUUAUAUCGAGGGAAAUGCGAACUGUUUAACUUUAGCGGUUGCGAGGGAAAUUCAAACAAUUUCAGAACUUUGGAAGCCUGCGAGCGGCUCUGUGGACACUUACAUAGUAAUUCUACGAAAAGUGGACGUUAUCAAAAUGAACCCAAUGAUCAACCACAUUAUGGAAAAUCCGAAACCACACCGUUUGAAAGCGAUAGUUUAGUAACUGAAGAUGUAGAUUGCGUCGUUUCGAAAUGGUCUGAUUGGUCAACUUGCGAUGUUGAGUGCGGAAAAGGUCAUCAAUAUAAACAUCGUUACAUAAUGAGACAUUCUCAAAAUAAUGGAAAAAAAUGUCCUGAAAAAUUGAUUAAAAAAAAGAAAUGUAGAGUUCAUUGUAAAUCUGAAAGAACAACUGAAUCCCCCGAAGAUAUUGAUUGCGUAAUGGAUAAUUGGUCACAUUGGUCACCUUGUAGCCAUACAUGUGGUCCAAAUGCAAUAAGACAACGAACAAGAAACAUUAUCGUUCGACCUAGCGGAAGAGGAGAACCAUGUUUAGAUCGUGUUCAAUACGAACAUUGCAAUUUAGGAGCGUGUCAUCCUUAUUAAAAAGAAAUGAUAUCAAAACUAAGUGUUUUUUGAAAUUAACUAAUUAAUAUUAUUAUCUUGUUGUACAUAGACAAAAAGAAGUAUUGUAGAAACGUAGAAAUAGAAAACUUAGUGGAUUAACCCAAAAAUAAACUAGGACCAAUUUAAAUUUAAA
Onthophagus taurus is the source of this 2886-nucleotide messenger RNA. RefSeq names its product spondin-1. Gene Ontology annotation, biological process: cell adhesion. The record is from RefSeq and is a predicted model, not a curated record. Gene Ontology annotation, molecular function: serine-type endopeptidase inhibitor activity. Gene Ontology annotation, cellular component: extracellular matrix. NCBI's taxonomy places the organism in Eukaryota, Metazoa, Arthropoda, Insecta, Coleoptera, Scarabaeidae.